AUGCAGAACGGCGCUUGGCUGGCGGAGCCGCCUCACAUCCCCAGCACCGGCUCGGUCCCAGCCCCUCCUUUGGGGGCGUUCAUGGGGCUCCCUCACAAGCCUACCUCCUACAGCCAGCAACCGCCUCUUGUACCACCUAGGGCUUCCUCAGAAGUACUUUUGUCUUGUGAAGAACCUCCUCCUAGAAGGGUUAAAGAAGUGCCUACUGAAAGAUGGGACAAACCUCCCUAUCCACAUGGCACUCAAGUAACAUACAGAUGUCGGCCUGGGUAUAUAAAACUUGGACGAAUUGUGUUUGAGUGUGCUGAUGGAGCAUGGAAGCAACACCUUCCAGGGGCAGAAUGCAGAAAUAAGCCCUGUGGACAUCCUGGAGAUACUGAGUUUGGUUCCUUUGAACUUACCAGUGGAAGUGAAUUUGUAUUUGGUGCCAGAGUUGAGUACAGAUGUAAUGAGGGAUACCGGAUGCUCAGCCAAAGAAAUUACCGUGAGUGUCAGGCAGAUGGAUGGAGCAAUGACAUCCCUCACUGUGAAGUGGCAAAGUGUUUACCCGUACAAGCACCAGUAAAUGGAAGAAUAAUUAUGACUGGUGCAUUUGAGCUAGGCCGAGAAUAUUCCUUUGGCCAAGUUGUAAAUUUUGAAUGUAAUGCAAAAUACAAGCUUGUUGGAUCUAAAGAAAUAAUUUGCUCUUCUAAUGGAAAAUGGAAUAGUGAUGUGCCUCAGUGCCAAGAGAUUAUCUGUGAUGUACCAGAAAUUCUGCAUGGAUAUGUACAUUCUCCAAAGGCAUCUUACAAGGAAUCUGAACAGCUACAGUUUGCCUGUAAUGAAGGAUACAGAUACGGUGAAAGAGCAGAUGUACAAUGUACUGAAUCAGGAUGGAAUCCAACCCCCUAUUGUACUGAAAUUGUAUGCUCUCCUCCAAGAAUUCCAAAUGGGAACUUUAGACCUCAAGAAGACAACUACAUCGUAGGUGAUAUAAUCACAAUACAGUGUAAUCCUGGAUAUCAUUUUAAAACAUUGACUGGCAAAAGCACAGCUGAAUGCACCAAGAAUGGCUGGGUGCCUGAUCCGGGUUGUGUCCAGAAGCCGUGUGACUACCCAGCCAUAGAAAAUGGCAAGUUAAGUGAAAGACUGGAGUACCACAAAAACUAUUACUUUCCGAUGAGUUUUGGGCAGCAUGCUGAUUACCACUGCAUUCAUGGUUAUACAACCCCGAGUGGAGAAUACUGGGUUCGAAUGGUCUGUUCUGAAAGGGGCUGGUAUCCAGAGCCAAAAUGCCUCAAAAAAUGUCACGUCAGACAGCUGGAAAAUGGUUAUUUCUCAUAUGGACAGAAGAAUGUUUACAAGGAAGGCGAAAGAGUUAAAUAUGUCUGCAGUGAUGACUAUUAUGCUGAACACGAAGAUGGGCAAGUCACGUGCACAAAGGAUGACUGGUCACCUCCUCCAAGAUGUAUCCGUAAAA
Messenger RNA from Haliaeetus leucocephalus (bald eagle), 1459 nucleotides. RefSeq names its product complement factor H (gene CFH). The annotation marks the transcript as partial. The record is from RefSeq and is a predicted model, not a curated record. NCBI's taxonomy places the organism in Eukaryota, Metazoa, Chordata, Aves, Accipitriformes, Accipitridae. The transcript has 9 exons.